Molecule: messenger RNA, 528 nt
Organism: Micromonas commoda
Lineage: Eukaryota; Viridiplantae; Chlorophyta; Mamiellophyceae; Mamiellales; Mamiellaceae
Exons: 1
Coding region: 1-528 (175 amino acids)
Source: RefSeq, a predicted model, not a curated record
AUGGUCCGCAGACGCAACUUCGACGAUCCCUCCAUCUUCACGUCAUCCGACGACGACGACGAGGACGACGAGGAGGAGCCGGGCGUUCAUUUCCCCGUCGGCAGGUCGCGCGCCUCCGGUCAAAGAAAAGGCGUUGAGACGCCCUCGAGGAGCGUCUGUAUCCCGCUCGGUCCCAGUCGGCGCGCGGCGAGGGGCGCCAAAGCGCGCGAGGUGGAGCCCACGCACCGCAUCACCGACCGAAGGGGCGACGACGGGCGCGGCGACGUCCUCGUCGAGCUCGAGCUGUCGGGAAGUCUCGCCAGCCUCGAGCGCGACGCGUGGGCGGAGAUCUCGCAUCAGAAGUAUUCGUUUCGCGCGGGUCUGGGCGCACCGGUCGUGUGCACGCAGAGCACGUUCCACCUCGGCGUGCCGGGACGUUUCCGAGCGAACGUCCAGCUUCCGGCGAAGGUUCGCGAAGGCGCGCGCGUCGUUCGCGCGAGCGAGGGGAAAGAGCGCGGGAGGAUGGUCUUCGUGCUGCCCUGCUGCUGA